This is a messenger RNA of Dovyalis caffra, 173 nucleotides long. The record is from the annotation of a GenBank genome assembly. Lineage: Eukaryota; Viridiplantae; Streptophyta; Magnoliopsida; Malpighiales; Salicaceae.
UUGAUCCAUUCCAAGGGAUCCAUAGUAGUCAUCCUAGACAUGUCCGUAGUGAUGUGAUGAGUAGCCCUCGUCUUAGGAAUCCACUUAGCGAGCGUAGUGGGUGCGGUUCGAGGCAAAUUGGCUAUGUAUGCUAUGGGUUGUUGCUACGGGCCAAACCUCGGAGGGUAGUUUAG